This is a messenger RNA of Aspergillus candidus, 778 nucleotides long. RefSeq lists its product as uncharacterized. The coding region runs from base 110 to 646 and encodes 178 amino acids. The transcript has a single exon. NCBI's taxonomy places the organism in Eukaryota, Fungi, Ascomycota, Eurotiomycetes, Eurotiales, Aspergillaceae. The record is from RefSeq and is a predicted model, not a curated record.
ACUUCUCGGUCCCUGUCGAUAUACACGACCGUUUAAAGAUCCUAUCGUUCCAACAUCCCUCGAGAACCCACACGAAGGAAAGAAAUUCAGAUCCCGCCCAUCACACAACAUGCCCGUUCUUCCCAGGGUCGUCCCACGCGAUGAUGGGGGUGAUGGACUCUCCCCCGCAAUGGUCGAUCUGCUGAUCUGCCUUCUGGUCCUCAUUUUACUUGGCCUCGCCCUGGUUGGUGGCCUAAUUGUCUUGCGCCGAAAGCGCCAGAAUCGGAAACAGCUCGAGCUUCCCGUCCACAACGGCCAGGUCCCGAACCCGCGUCGCCUCACGAUAUCCGCGUCGCCCAACGCCAAGACGGAGUCCGUCCUCGUGUACGAUGAGAAACGCAGUCUGAUGGAGAACUCGUCCAGCCCGCCCCCCAGUCCCGUUCCCGAGAUCCGCAUCACGUUCCCGGAGGAAGAAGACGAGAUGGGGAAGCGCAAGUCUGGGCGAGUGGUCGUCGUACGAAUUACUGAUGCGGGUGGUGUGGGAUUGGAGCCCUGCAGCGAACAACUGCCCCCGUAUCAAUCCAGCGAUGCGGAGCGAUUCCAGUCGUUAGACAUCGACCGCAUGGGUGGACUCAAGGAGAAAGGUGACACGAGCAGAUGGUCUUGAAACAAUCAAAACAAUCUCGCAAUUAACGCUUGACCGCCAACCCUCCUUUUAAUCCCGACGAUACCCCCACCCAGCUCUGUCUUAUUCCGUUCAACAACGACCUUCCAAACAAAAACUUGACGAUUCUCUGGC